AUGACAGUGGAAAAAUACGUUGAGCCCCUGUGGCUAGUGGGUUAUGGAUCUCUCUUAUUCAAACGUCCGUUGCAUGAUCAAGAAUUUUCACAGAACUUUACGAAAUUCUCAGGGUAUCUGACAGGAUUUGCUCGGAAAUUCUGGCAGAGCAGUUUAGAUAACCGAGGCACACCGCAGCACAAGGGACGUGUUGUUACCAUCAUACCGGCUGAUGAUAUAGUGAAGAAUGAUGAAUUGAAACCGGACAUUUUAAAAUACGAGCUUCGGAACUAUGAAUGUACCGAGAGGAUUAUUAAUGACUUACAGUUACUCAGCAAAGCCUUGACAGUGUGGGGUUGUAUAUACUAUAUUCCUUCAAAGUAUUCUAAACAAGCAUCUGAAUACUUGGAUUUUAGAGAGAAGGAUGGUUACAUUACUCGCAAAGUAGAUUUCAAUGUGGUUCUUUCAAACGAAGAAAAAAAGAAUCAACAUAUUUCAUCCAUCGUGUCCAAGUUGCCUCGGAAUGAUCUUGGAGAGCCUGUCAUUAAAUCUAUCGUUUACAUAGGCACCACGGAAAACGAGUCAUUUGUUGGACCGGAAAAUGUGAAGGAUACCGCGAAAAUUAUACAGAUCAGCCGGGGAGAUUCGGGUCGCAAUAUCGACUACUUAGCCGCAAUGAAUGACUCGUUACAGAACCUGGAUCCCACUGGCCAACAACGGAGUAGAGAUCCAUAUUUGGAAGAUUUGGUACCGUUUUUUGCUCUGGAGUUGGGAUUUAGUAUUCCCUUGAAAAAAGUUUAUAGAGAUGGAACUCACUGGCCUAUGCUAGUGUUUGGAAUCCUUGCCUCCAUCCUAUUAGUGGCCGGACUUGUUCCUCCAUACUUCGAAUUGGCCAAGCGGAAAGGCCGCGUGGUAGGAAUCAACUUUGUGUUUCUAGCCAUGGACUCUUCGGGUGCAAUAUUUUCUAUGGCAAGUAACUGUGUCGACAAAAUUGAUAUCAUGGCUAUGAUCUUGUAUAUACUUGUGGUGAUCAUGGAGGCUGGUAUAUUUCUUUCCCAGUUUAUCUGGUGGUUGCGAUUCAGAGUGAUUAAGAGAGAGGCAGAUGAAGCAGACGAAAAUCCCAAUCCUAAUGGUGACAACAAUUCUGUUGGCAACUCCUCUACUCAAGGGGAUCAAACAGAUGAUCUGGCGAGAGACUCGAGCAUUGCCGCGACCUCGAUGAGGGAGAAACGGAGUUCAGCCAAUCAGCUAACCUACGCUGACGACAAAGGUGUUGAAAGUAUCGUGUAA
This is a messenger RNA of Brettanomyces nanus, 1269 nucleotides long. RefSeq lists its product as uncharacterized. Bases 1 to 1269 code for a protein of 422 amino acids. Gene Ontology annotation, molecular function: glutathione specific gamma-glutamylcyclotransferase activity; gamma-glutamylcyclotransferase activity. NCBI's taxonomy places the organism in Eukaryota, Fungi, Ascomycota, Pichiomycetes, Pichiales, Pichiaceae. Gene Ontology annotation, cellular component: cytoplasm. Gene Ontology annotation, biological process: glutathione catabolic process. The transcript is spliced from 3 exons. The record is from RefSeq and is a predicted model, not a curated record.